Molecule: messenger RNA, 768 nt
Organism: Neoarthrinium moseri
Lineage: Eukaryota; Fungi; Ascomycota; Sordariomycetes; Amphisphaeriales; Apiosporaceae
Exons: 2
Coding region: 1-768 (255 amino acids)
Cellular component (GO): cytosol; nucleus
Source: RefSeq, a predicted model, not a curated record
AUGGGCUCCCAACCAACCCCGCCGCCGAUCCGCCUGGCCAUCCUCGAGGCCGACACGCCCGUGCCCGGCGUCCGGGCCAAGUACGGCGGCUACGGCGGCGUCUUCACGGACCUGUUCCGACGGGCGUGCGGCUCGCUGUCGCCGCCCCAGAGCCUCGAGUCGCAGCUCGACCUCUCGGCGCACGACAUUGUCAACGACCUGGACUCGUACCCGGACCCAGAGACCCUCGACGCCGUGCUGAUCAGCGGGUCCAAGCACAACAGCUUCGAGAGCGACGAGUGGAUCCUGCGCCUCGUGCAGUACACGAAGCGCCUGCUCGAGGGCGGCCGCGUGCGCAUCAUCGGCGUGUGCUUCGGCCACCAGAUCGUUGCCCGCGCCAUGGGCAACGAGGUCGGUCGCAGCGUCCGGGGCUGGGAGCUCAGCGUGGUCGAAAUGGCGCUCACAGAGGAGGGAAAGAAGAUCUUUGGAAAGGAUACUCUGAGAAUUCAACAGAUGCACCGAGACGAAGUCCACAGCUACCCGCCCGGCACGAUACCGCUGGCGCACACCGAUGUUUGCGCCGUUCAAGGUUACUACAUACCGAAGCGACUGAUUGCGGUGCAAGGACAUCCCGAGUUUACAGAGCCCAUGGUUACGGAGAUCCUGGGAAUGCGGCACGAGGGCGGCAUCAUUGCGGACGGUGUCUACAAAGACGCUAUGUCUCGGGUUGGAAACGAGCAUGAUGGCGUGCUUAUUGCACAAGCCUUUUUGAAAUUCCUGCGAGAGUAA